This is a messenger RNA of Bombina bombina (fire-bellied toad), 831 nucleotides long. It is a transcript of the gene CCDC172, whose product is annotated as coiled-coil domain containing 172. The transcript has 8 exons. The coding region runs from base 1 to 831 and encodes 276 amino acids. NCBI's taxonomy places the organism in Eukaryota, Metazoa, Chordata, Amphibia, Anura, Bombinatoridae. Gene Ontology annotation, cellular component: cytoplasm. The record is from RefSeq and is a predicted model, not a curated record.
AUGGCCAGUUACCUUCAAGAAGUUCAAGUAGUCAGUGUCACCUCCGCUCCAUCUGUACUCUGUAGGUCCUCUGCAGCAGUAGCCUUUGGCAAGAAUCCUGGAGCCCUUGUCCCGGCCCUGAGCCAACAAGUGCAGUGCAGCCACAGAGAAACUGUGAUAAAAUCAGAAUCUAAUAGUUGUCAUGAAAGAUUAAGGGAAGUAACAUCAAAACUUACAGAAGCAAAAGCAGAUGUAGAAAGUAAGUCUUGUCUUCUUUGUGAAAAGAUGUUUGAAUUGGAAUUACUAAAGAAGCAUCAAGAUAGUCUUGGAUCACAGAGGGAAUGGCUGCUUAAUGAGCAACAGAAUCUUCUCUCUGUUCUUCAAAACAUUAGUAAAGAAAUGACUGAUGAAGAAGAGCAGUUCAUGAAAGAAGUUAUUGAUUUUAACACUAGCUACGGCCUGACGAGUAAUAGAGAAAUGCUGAUUAAAGAACAGGUUAGAAUGGAAAUGGAGCAACUAGAGAAUGAGGAGGGGGCACUGAGGAAAGAAAUGAAAUCUUUGAAACAUAAAAAUUACCAGCUAAACACACUGCAACUACAGAAGAAUUCACUUAAGAAUGAGCUAGAGGAGUUACAGCUCUCUUUAAAAGAUCUUGAUGAUAAAAUAGCUGAUGCCAUGGCUACUACAAACAUUUUGGAAGCUGAAAAGGUCCGGAUCAAUCAGAAACCACAAUCAGAUGUAGAAUGCCUACGGUUAAAAAAAGAACUAGAGACAUACAAAGAGGAUGAUUUGGAAAAUGUGUAUGAAACUCUUCGUGUGGAGAUAGAAUUUUUACAGGUGUCAGACAACUGA